AUGAAUCGGCGAAGGGACGAUGAUGGACCUCCAGAAUAUAUCGUUGGUAAGCUAGCGACCGUGUUAUUUUGCAAUGGUGCCAUUGUAUUUCGCUCUAUUUUUGUGUGCGUUUGUGUUGCAGAGGUGGGCUAUUUUACGCAUAAAUGCGAAAACGACAUUGUCUGCCAUAAUACUUCUGGGAAAAUUCCACAUUUCAAUGCCAGGAUAUUUUUCGAUAACAAAGAACAAAUUGGCAGUGUGGACGAGAUUUUCGGUGGAUUAAAAGAUAAUGGUUUCACGGUAAAAUUGGCCAAUGGUCUGAAGGCUAGUUCAUUUGAGCAAGAUCAGGUACUGUACAUUGAUCCAAACAAACUGUUACCCAUCGAACGAUUCCUUCCAAACGGAGCUGCCAGACGUGGACGGGGGCAAACUCGUGGUGGUGGCCCGGGACGCGGUGGUCGUGGUGGACGUGGCGGUGGCGGCCGAGGUGGAUUUCGAGGUGAAAAUUUGAAUUUGAAUCUUAUCUUCAUAGAUUUUCUAUUAAUAUUGCUGAUUUGA
Messenger RNA from Gongylonema pulchrum, 537 nucleotides. The record is from the annotation of a GenBank genome assembly. Lineage: Eukaryota; Metazoa; Nematoda; Chromadorea; Rhabditida; Gongylonematidae.